Chiloscyllium plagiosum (whitespotted bambooshark) is the source of this 1849-nucleotide messenger RNA. RefSeq names its product V-set and transmembrane domain containing 2B (gene vstm2b). Lineage: Eukaryota; Metazoa; Chordata; Chondrichthyes; Orectolobiformes; Hemiscylliidae. Gene Ontology annotation, cellular component: membrane. The record is from RefSeq and is a predicted model, not a curated record.
UGUCUCACACGGGAAUGGGUGCGGGGCAGUCCGGCUCGGUAUCACUGCCCUACCCCGUCCGUUCAGCCACACUGUCAGCGUGCGGGAAUAACCGGAGCUGCUGAUCACCCGCAAGUCCCGAGCAUGUAUUCAAGCAAGACGAGUUUGUGAGACGGGGCAUCUCGGUCAUAUACCACAGACUGUGCCCUCCAGUCCCGGAGGAAAGAACAGGAUCAAGUGGUCGAUCCCGUUUCCCCCCGCCGUCAGUCAACACCGAGCCCGCUGUUGUUACAGUGAUAACCUUGGACAGGGAGGUCUGAGGUGCUGGAACUGGGAUGGGAUCGCAGCACUCCAGAGAGCUCGACAUCUAACAUUGCCUGGCGUCUGUUCCGUCCAUUCAAAGUCUCUAUGAAAUGGAAAAUCGCGGGAUCGCCAAUAUUCUCUAUUACUUGAUGCUGAACGCACCGCUUUUGCUCUGUGUUAACGCAAAAUUUCUUGAAGUACCCCAGGAUGUGAUUGCUAAAGAAGGCGAUGACAUUGAGAUGUCUUGCGCGUUCCGAGCCAGUGGGACCACCUCGUAUUCGCUGGAGAUCCAGUGGUGGUACCUGAAGCAAUCCCCCCGGGAGAUGGCACGCGGUGCCCAGGGAGCCAGGCCCAAGGUACCAAUCAACAAAGAUGCCACCAAAAUCAGCACUGUCCGGGUGAUGGGCAAUGACAUUUCGCACAAGCUGCGGCUCUCUGGCGUGAAGAAGGAGGAUGAGGGUGUUUAUGAAUGCAGAGUAACCGACUUUAUCGACGACGAAACUCAGGAACACAAAGCCCAGGCCACCUUACGGGUCUUAGCCCGCUACAGCCCGGAGAUGCAAGCGGCCGAAGCUGUCUCCCACAUUCAGAGUAACGGACCCCGGAGGGGAAGCGUGCAUUCCACCUCGGUACCGGGCUCAGACAAGAGGCGAGUGGCAGAAGCAGGCCCUGGCAACGAUACCGUCUCCUCAGCCAGUCCCGCCUCUGUCUCCCCACCCCCAGGCAACGCAGCCAUGAUUGGACAGCACACCUCCGAUGGGAAACCAACGCAGACGCUAACUUCAGGUUUUGAACCCCUUUCUGCAACUCACCCUUUCCUAUUUAUCUCGCUGCUGAUCUUACAGAGGCUCUGCACAUAUUAGUAAACCUUGACUGAUUCCUCCAAAGUAACCUUUCUCAAUCAAACAAAGAAAAUGUGCAAUGGAGAGACAAAAAAAAAGACUAUAAAGAGUGAAGAAUUUUAAAAAAACUGCUUAGAUCAGACUGCGUUUCAAACAUUGCAAAGGAAGCACCGGAAGACAUGAGAGGGAAAAAUGUUUAUCUGAGAAUGACCUUCAAACAUUUUCAGCAGUCAAAUAUUGCACAUUCUAAAUGUUCUCAAUGUGGUAAAUUAAUUUCCCAACAAACAUAAUGUAAAGCCUUGCUGUAUGUAGCAUGGCAAUUGGAUUAUUUGUAACAAAUUCCACCUUCUUGUUUCCUGCUCAACUCAUUCCAUCACCACCUUGACAUUCUAAACUGACCAUACAGGAUCAGUAACCUAACAAAACUUUAGAUUGAUCUCUUUGUUCAUUCAUGUUUUAUUUUAUGGUAUUUAGAUUUUUGAUUCGCUUUGAGAAUUUUACGUAAAUACAACACAUCCCAUCAUAAAUAUAUUUAGCAUCAACAAUAUUUAUUUUUAAUAAAGAUGGAAAUUAAGGUAAGACAUUCAUUUAUAAACUGUAUUGAUAUAUUGCUGAAAAUAAGUUGGAAUAAAGAAUUUUCAAAUAAUGUCUUCAAAUACCUGAAUUGCUGAGCCUCUCAAUCUUAGCACAAAAAUAACCAAUUCAUUAAAUUUGUUUUCUUUAAA